AUGAAAUCCUAUGGGUCUCAUAAUCAGACGGCAAUCCGAUUUCUAUUGCCUACUGCGCUAUCCCUCGGAAAGAACGAAACUGGAAACCAGAGCGUCUCUGCUCAGACUGUGGGAAACCUUCUUCUGCUGAACUCCAGCAGACUAUUGCAUGUAAAUGAAUCCAACAGGACGACCAACGUCAGCUUGAACUUGAGGUCACCUGUGGGCCCAACUGCAGAGGUGACACAGACGAUCGUCAAGUCGCUGAACAAGCCCAGCCUUCCUUUCAGCAACUCCUGGUUAAGCUCGGGGUCUGCCAGGAAGACCAUGGGAAGGCAGCAGGGGCGGAAGCGGAGGAGAAGGUGCCGGCACGUGCUGGUUAACUCGCAGGGGGGAGUGGGGUCCAGCGCUUUCAUGGACUUGCUGAAGAGUUCGCACGUCGCUAUCAACUCGCCCGAGGACGCCGACGGUUUCAAGCACAAGUCCUCUGAUCAGUUUCGUCACACGCAGGACGAGAUCGGACUGAGAGGGCUCGAUUGCGCUUCCAAGGCCAUGAUCAUCGUCGGGGACCCGCUGCACUCGAUCGAGAGCGUGCACCGGCGAUACAGUGUCGACCAUCUCAACAAGUGGAGGGACAUCGCACAUCGCAGCCCCUACCCUGAGGGCACGAGGCUCUCCGACGUCUGGGCUGAGAUCGCGCGUGCGCGGCAGGACACGACGGGGGUGUCGAACUACAUCACUAGCUGGAUGAGAGCUACACGAGAGCGGAACUGGCCAGAGCUGCGUCUGGUGACCACGAGAUCGCUGUACGAGCAUGCUGUUGACCAUGCAAAGUACCUUGGGGUGGGGGAUCACAUGCUGAAGCCCUUCCGGGCACUGGCCUACAGGCCCCAACCCUUCAAGACCUCCGCCCCGCCAUUGGUGCAGGAGAUCUUCAAGCCCAUCAGGUUGCAGAUCAACAAGCUUGAGGCUGAAACCUCGUCUAGUCCUUGA
Guillardia theta CCMP2712 is the source of this 972-nucleotide messenger RNA. RefSeq lists its product as hypothetical. The record is from RefSeq and is a predicted model, not a curated record. The transcript has a single exon. Lineage: Eukaryota; Cryptophyceae; Pyrenomonadales; Geminigeraceae. Bases 1 to 972 code for a protein of 323 amino acids.